AUGCAAGGCUCAGCACCGGGGGUUGACCGUGUCACACCGCGGGAUGUAUUGAGGAUGGACCCCGUUUUUGUAACCGCGUUUCUCAACGCUCUCCUCGCUUCUUCGCCCUUCUCUUCACACAUGAAUACAGCACGUAUCACUUUUGUUCCCAAGGCUGAUGCACCCUCUUCUCCUGAGUUAUUUCGGCCUAUUUCUGUCACUUCCGUCUUUACGCGUCUGCUUCAUCGAAUCCUAUUUGACCGCUGGGUUCCCACUUUUCCUUCAAAUCGUCUACAAUUCGGCUUCCUACGUAAAGAUGGAUGCUUUGAAGCACCUGCGAUAAUGCACGCCGCACUGCGACACGCGCAUUCUUCAUACGCUCAACUUUCCUUUGCUUCAAUUGAUAUUUCCAAAGCCUUUGAUUCUCUUUCUCAUCAGUCCUUACUACGCGCAGCCUCUGCUUUCGGCGCACCCCCACUGCUACUGGAUUACCUUGCUUCCUACUAUUCCUCAGCUACUUCCACUUUCAACAAUGUUCACCUCCAUCCGGAACGAGGAGUUAGACAGGGAGAUCCACUCUCUCCCUUACUAUUUAUCAUGACGCUGGACGAAGCUCUGCAAGAUUUACCCUCUGAACCCUGGACAUCCCCAGUAGGGCCAAUUGAUUAG
This is a messenger RNA of Dicrocoelium dendriticum, 648 nucleotides long. The record is from the annotation of a GenBank genome assembly. Lineage: Eukaryota; Metazoa; Platyhelminthes; Trematoda; Plagiorchiida; Dicrocoeliidae.